AUGAGCGGAGCGCCUUUCGAAACGCCGUCAUCUUUCACGAACUGGGGACUGGUGCUUGACGGCGAUGUGCGACAAGAUGUCGUCAACCGCGGCGGCUGCAGCGCGACACAGCAACUUCACCUGCAACGGCCCCCACGACAGUAUCCCCGAGCCGGAUCCAUCACGUCUGCUGCUACAGCAGCGACUGUCCGUGAAUCAAUCAGCCGCAACAACUACAACACCAACCAUGGAAGUGGCACAGUUCUUGACGACUGGGAACGCUCUGCGGUGGGCCUGUACAGAGAGAUUCGCCGCCACCGAAGCGAGGGAUCGCAACCGACGCGCAACGGCGCAAAACUGCGUGACGGCACACAUGCGAAGCGCCGUCUUGAUCCCUCUGAGUACCCCUCACUGCCCCCGUAUGCUGCAUUGAUGGGUACGGCGUUUCCACAGCUGCUCGGCGGGCCGUUUGCACCUCCGGGCCUGGUGCCGCCAAACCUUGCAUGCGACAGCAUAGAAGGCGCACCCCAGCUGUCGUCGUCCUCUCCACUGCUGCUAGAAUACUUUCUCUCGAUUGGGUACCCGCUGCGUCUCUCUUACAAUGCGGAGACAGCUGCCGCUUCGUACUCGGCCGCUCUUGUCGCUGUCGCCCAGAAGACAGUUGCGUGGUUUAAUGACAGCGGCGUGGCAGUGGAGGAUAUGGUACCGAGUAGGAUUGCCGCGCCGGCGCAUCGCUUCGGCAUCCGCCUCCUCCCUGAUGUCCUGCAGCAGACGGUCGCAGCGCACCGGAUGACUCCUGCAACAGCAACAGCGUGGCUGCUGCGCGUGUAUGUUGGCUUUCUGGCGCCGCAGGAGGCAAAGGAGCACAGCAUCCAGGCUGCAAUAGCGGCGGACCACGGCUUUGAGAGCGGCCCACCAGAUCCUGGGAUGCCACCCGCGUUCUGUAUGGAGGAUAUCUGGCGCUGGGCCAGCUCCAUGUGCGCGGCAGUCUACCAGCUACAGACUAACACCCGCGCGGUGAGAGAGACUAGCUUCCACAGAACUGAGAAGCUGCCAUCUGGCACUUUGAGCGGAAGCGGAGGUGAGAAGACAGUCUCUCAGCAAGCAAUGCAGUCGCUUGCAAGCGAGCGUUGCAGCGAUAAUGUUGGGUGGCGGCUCUUCGCCCUCACUGUCCUUCAACAAACCACAACACUGAUUCUGCGCGGCUGCUUCAACACGGCGACAGUCAACCCAACUACUGGAUCACCAGACUCCUCCAGCGCAGGGACACAAGGAGAGUGUGCCGGUCGAGGUGGAUUAAAGGAGGACUCCAUGUGUGAGGUGCCAUCGUCGCCACUGGCAUCAGAAGCCAUACUGCCACCGGUGCCCACCACCCGCGUCGUUGUGGAAGGGUUGGCGUGUUUCGCGCAGCUUUUGCGGCUUCACGAAAAGUUCCCCCGACACGGGAAGCUGCGAAACGAUCCCGGAGGUGUGCGUGCUUGCGACGCUGCCACACACGUUGCCGAAACUGCGCAGGAGAUGGUUGAGAAGCAAUGGGAAGGCCACGCACAGCUGGCGGUGCAGCAGCUCCCACACCUCUCUCCAGACUACCACCAUCUUGUGCACGUGAUGGACUUUGUGCUCACCAGUUGA
Molecule: messenger RNA, 1611 nt
Organism: Leishmania braziliensis MHOM/BR/75/M2904
Lineage: Eukaryota; Euglenozoa; Kinetoplastea; Trypanosomatida; Trypanosomatidae
Exons: 1
Coding region: 1-1611 (536 amino acids)
Source: RefSeq, a predicted model, not a curated record